Messenger RNA from Diaporthe amygdali, 1224 nucleotides. RefSeq lists its product as uncharacterized. The transcript has 4 exons. Lineage: Eukaryota; Fungi; Ascomycota; Sordariomycetes; Diaporthales; Diaporthaceae. The record is from RefSeq and is a predicted model, not a curated record. The coding region runs from base 1 to 1224 and encodes 407 amino acids.
AUGUCGCAGCUGCUUGCCGGUACGACCUCGACAUCAAUACCUUCACGGCCCAUUCGACAGGCUCUCCUUCAACCCUGGCACACAGUGGAUUUGUUGGAACGGGGCCCGUACCCAGACCUCAAACGCAAGCUCAACGUCGAGACUGGCAACUUGGCUCAAGCCAUCGAUUCUGCUGCAAGCCUGCGCAUCGUAAUUGGCCUCUCUGAUGUCGAAGAUGAGUGGUGCUCCCGCUCGCUGGGACGUCUCUACGAGUUUUUCAAAAUUCCUGAUGAGUUUACUUCAGAGAGGGUGCAAUAUAUCCCAACUCAAGGCGCGGGACUAGUCGGGGCGGUGCGGUACUGGAAGGCCGGCUUCUUCAUACGGAGAUCAGCUUCCUUGGGAACGACUCUUGUGUGCUUUGCACCCCUACCUGAAGUUCUGGAAAGGCUGGAGCUGUUCAUAGACAGCCCCUCGUGGUCCACAGCCUGCAAAACGCCCUACAUCUUAUUCAACGUGAUCCUGGGUGCUCUAUUUCUGGAAGUUGACGAGAUGGUCUGGACGAUGGGUACCAUUUUCAAUGGGCUCGAAAGGGAAAUAACCGAUCAUGUCGAUGGAGCAUCCAAUUUCCGGAAACAACAGUACUACAAGCCACCGUUUGGCACACUUCAUCGUUAUGCUAACGAUCUUGCCUACCUCAAGGAGACGAUAGAAUCCAACCUGCUCGUCGCCGAAGCCAUGCUAGAUCGCACGAGGAAAAGGAAACUUGAUAAUCCGGCACAGGACAAGCUGCCACCAACGGAGGAGGAUCUUCUCGAAGAAGGCUUGCUAUAUCACCGAUCGCUAUUUCGCUCAACGCAGCUGCGCCUCUGCAGCCUGGACAAGCGCAUCCAGAACGCCAACAACCUCGCCUUUAACAUGGUGACACAACAAGACUCGCUCAUCAUGAUGCAGGACUCGGCGUCGGUGGCCAUCUUGUCUACGGUGGCAGCUGCGUUCCUGCCCAUCACGUCCAUCGCUACUGUAGUUGGCAGCCAGCUUUUCGACACCCGCCAGGAUAACCAAGGCAAUUGGACCAUCGUCGCGAAUCCGCUGAUACGCUACCUCUAUAUCAUUGGUAUCCCACUUACACUCGUCGUCUUUAUUGCCUCCUAUCUCUGGUCCAUUCGGCAUCCUAUGAGUGCCAACACUUGGAUGAAAUCAUGUUUCAAGCUUCGACUUCGAAGUGGCGACGUCAAGCGGAGCUAG